UAUUUUCUGUUUCUCAGUCUCUCUCUCUCUCUCAACUUCGAAGCUUCCACAGAGCAAGACACAUCGUUAGAAAGCUAAAAAAGAGAAGAGAAUGGUGUUGCCAGAUGCUUCUGGGGAUGUGCUGUCAGAAAUGGACGUGGAUGCUUUCAGACGCCUGUUUCCUCUUCGUUUUUUUGAGACUCAUCUUGUUAAAUCUACACGACCUGAUGGCAGGUCACUAGCCGAAGCUAGAGAGACUUCUUCAGCCCUUGGGGCUGUUGCAUCUGCUGAUGGUUCAGCAUUAGUAAAGAUUGGUUCAACUAGAAUGUUGGCUGCUAUAAAAAUGGAGGUCAUGACCCCUUCAAAAGAGUCACCGGAUGAGGGUUGCAUAGCAAUUGAUUUCCACAUGCCUCCAAUUUGUUCCCCAACUGUUAGGCCUGGCAGGCCAGCUGAGGCAGCACCUGUGGUGUCGAAGCAGUUAUCGGACACUAUUUUAAGUUGUGGCAUGAUUAAUUUGAAGGAGUUAUGCUUGAUCAGCGGAAAGGCUGCUUGGAUGGCCUACCUGGACAUAUAUUGUUUGGAUGCUGAUGGUGCUCUUUUCGAUGCUGCUUUGCUGUCAGCAGUUGCUGCCUUUUCUCACUUGCAGAUUCCUGUAGUUUCUAUGAAUGAUGAUGGGAAAGUAGUAGUUUUGUCUGGAGAUCAUGGAGGAAAGGAGCCAGUCAAUAAAGGGAAGAGGAAACUCACAUUAAGCAGUAUUCCAUUUUCAUUAACAUGCUUGCUUCAUAAGAAUUACAUCUUGGCUGACCCUACCGCAGAGGAAGAGUCUGUAAUGGAAACUCUUGUAACUGUGGUUUUGGAUUCAUCUGGUCAACUUGUGUCUCUUUACAAGCCAGGUGGACCUGUUCUUGCCUAUACAUCAGCUAUCCAGGAUUGUGUUGCACUGACUAGGCAAAGAGCGAGGGAGCUUCAAACGAUCUUAGAUGAAGUCACCUCCGGUAUGGAGGUUGAUUAGUUUUGUCCUUCAUCUCCUAAGGGGAUUGUGUUAUUGGUUUACAUCUUGGUUCUAUAUCCUUGUUUUGUGUUGAAAGUUGUUGCGCUGGAGGUUUCUGAAAGUUAGAAAUACUAGUUUUAUUUUUCUUUUUAUAUGUGGAACAGCUCUGCAAUUUUGUUCAUUUUUCACAUUUUUAGAGCAAUUAGCAGAUGUGAGAAUUCUGGUUUCUUGAAAUUUUGAUGCCUUGAGCUACUUUCAGCAUGGGCAAAGCAUCCCGUUGCAAA
Molecule: messenger RNA, 1254 nt
Organism: Prunus avium (sweet cherry)
Lineage: Eukaryota; Viridiplantae; Streptophyta; Magnoliopsida; Rosales; Rosaceae
Product: 3'-5'-exoribonuclease family protein
Biological process (GO): exonucleolytic trimming to generate mature 3'-end of 5.8S rRNA from tricistronic rRNA transcript (SSU-rRNA, 5.8S rRNA, LSU-rRNA); U1 snRNA 3'-end processing; nuclear-transcribed mRNA catabolic process, deadenylation-dependent decay
Cellular component (GO): nuclear exosome (RNase complex); cytoplasmic exosome (RNase complex)
Molecular function (GO): mRNA 3'-UTR AU-rich region binding
Source: RefSeq, a predicted model, not a curated record